CGCUUCUUCUUUCUUUCAGGCACACAACAAUUCAUAUCAUUUACAAAUUCUGGAAAACUAAGUCAUUUUUUUGCAGAAUAUUUACAUCCAAUGACAACUUUACAAGUUUACGCGCACCGACUUAGUGACCCCAACUUAGCCGUGGGGUUGAAAGUGACAAUCGCAAAUGAACUUAGAGAUCAAGUUGAAGUAUUUCAAACCCAAGAAUAUCCACGAUUUUUAGCGACUUUAAUACCAGUAUUUAUGGAUGUAUUGCAAAAUGGUAGCCCAGUAUUUCAAAGCAACGCUCCAGAACAGAAACUACGUAACAUCAUCCUUGAAAUCAUAUAUCGUUUACCUCAAACAGAGGCUUUAAAAGAAUAUAUUCCAGAUCUUUGUAAAACGUUAAUGAAUUUACUACGGGUUGAAAAUGAAGAUAAUGCUGUUGUCUGCGUGAAGAUUAUCAUUGAUUAUCACAGAACGUACCGACAACUAUUAGAAGAUCAAGUUCAGCCAUUUCUUGAUCUUGUUCAGGAGAUAUUCAAGAAUAUGGAACAAACAGUAAAGGACGUAUUUGACGCGCCAUGUACACCUAUUGGUUCAGCUACACCUGGUAUUAACCCAUUACUAGCCACAUCACCACGACCUAAUUCUCCAGCCGCUGUAGAAUUACCCGAGACGCCAUCUAAACCAUUAGCGAAAAGUAUGUUCAGCUUCAAAGUGUUGACAGAAUGCCCCAUCAUUGUAGUUCUUCUUUUUCAAACACAUCGCCGAUUUGCUGCCGAGAAUAUCAUUAAAUUUGUGCCGUUAAUUUUUCAGUUGUUGAGUCUCCAGGCUAAACCUCAAGCGGAAGCUGCCAGUGCAGUACAAGCUCGAGGUGAGGUAUUUGUUGGUGUAAGCCCCGAAAUUCGCAAUCGAGCCGUAUAUAAUGAUUUCAUUGUCGCGCAAGUUAAAACGAUGUCCUUCUUAGCAUUCAUAUUAAGGAGUUAUACAGCUGUUUUACGACCAUUUCAAAACCAAAUACCUAAUAUUGUUUUGAGGCUUUUAUGCGAGUGUCCGCCCGAGUCUUCUGCAACACGAAAAGAAUUGCUAGUUGCUACUAGACAUAUAUUGUCAACUGAUUUCCGUGCCUCCUUCGUAUCGAAGAUCGAUCUGUUGCUCAAUGAAAAGGUUCUCAUAGGUACAGGAGUAACGUCGCACGAUACUCUACGACCAUUGGCUUAUAGCAUGCUUGCUGAUCUCGUCCACCAUAUCCGAUCUGAAUUGACACCUGCACAACUGCGUCGAACAGUACGUAUAUAUACGCGUAACCUGCAUGACCAUACAUUAGCUUCUAGUAUUCAAACGAUGUGUGGGAAGCUUUUACUCAAUCUCAUUGAUUGCAUAAUCAAGAUACCCAACAAAAAAGAAGGACGUGAUUUAUUAAUGCGUAUUUUGGAUGCUUUCGCCAGCAAAUUUGCUUCACUUAAUAUGCAUUUCAAAACAUUUAAAAAACAGUUUUUAAAGAAAAAGCAAGAAAUGCAACAGGCCACAAUUACAGAAAUAGGGCAACAGAAACCUAAUUCUGCAACAUCAACCAAUAUGGAAAAGGAGCCGAGCGAAACAGAACAGGAUACAGAGCAGAGUACUUUGUAUGACGAUUUUGAUUUUGACAAAGCGCGAUCCAUACAUACCCAACUAAAUACAACGGAUUCGCCUCAAGAUAGUAUAAAAGAGAUUCGAUUUAUAUUCAAGAAUUUUGCCAUUGGUUUGAAGCCUCUAUUUAUUGGUUUGCGUCACUGCAACCCAGCACCCCCACAAGAUGUGAACCUUCAAUCAUAUUCACAAUAUGCCCGAGAUUUUUCACAAGAAGAUAUACAAAUUUUUAUUCGAUUACUCAGAGAAGGGUUGAAAUGCUUCGAAUAUUACAACGUUGAUAAUUACGGUCUUGAUGGAUCGUUACCACAUGAAGCAGACGAGCAUUAUAAAAGAUUGAAUAGUAGCAAAGAUCCACUAAGGUGUAUCGAGCUUUCCAACAGGAUCGCAAACCAAGUUAUACCUGACAGUGAGGCAUUAGAUAUGUUUGGAGUUGUUUUUACUGUCCUAGAUCCAGCUGUAUUUCAAGAGAUUUUUGUGUCUCAAAUGAGCUUCAUUUUUGACCGUAUGCUCAUCAAUACAUCAUUAACUCAUAUUGUGAAUACUUUCGUGGCUCAAGAAAUUUCAUCAACAGCGUUCGCGCCUAUUCUAUUGAACUUUUUGAUGGAGAGAUUGGAACAUUUAGGCGAUAAGGACUUGCAUUACUCCGCCAUCUUUCUGCACCUAUUCCGCCUAAUAUUCAUGGCAAUGAACUACUUCCCAGAAGCCAACGAAGCAACCCUUCAACCUUAUCUUACCACUUUGAUCAUGUCAUGCUUCAAGUUAUCUGCCAAGACGAAAGAAUCAGCGAUUUAUUUUUCCUUAUUAUUGCUAUUGUUUAAAGGUAUUGGUGGUGGUAGAUUUGAAAAGUUGUAUAAAGAGGUUUCCCCUUUACUUCAUUUCAUUUUGGAGAAUUUGAAUCAGCUUAUCACAGUAGCAAGUCGAUAUGAAGUGAAAAUGCUCUAUGUUGAACUAUGUCUUACUGUGCCAGUGCGACUGAGCACCCUACUCCCAUACCUCCCUCUUUUGAUGCGGCCCUUAGUACUUGGUCUUCAAGGAAGUCCUGAGUUAGUAACACAAUCACUGAGAACUUUAGAAUUGUGCAAUGACAACCUGAACCCGGAAUUUCUGAACGAAACAAUGGAGCCCAUAAAAAAAGAGCUGAUGAACGCAUUAUGGCAGCAUAUCCGACCAUUGCCUUAUAAUCAGCAACACUCACAUACUGCAAUAAGGAUAUUGGGUAAACUGGGCGGUAAGAACAGACGUAUAUUGAAUACGCCACCUGAUUUGGAUUUUAAACGAAACACAGAAAGUGGAAUAGCUGUGGCCAUAUAUUUCGACCCAAAUUCAACCCCACAAUCUCUCCCGUUGGAUGAAUGCUUGGAAGUGGCAUGUCAAACAUUGGAGAAAAGUGAUGUCGAUAGCUUUUAUAAGAAGCAUGCAUAUGAGUUUUUGAAAUCGAACAUUAUUAUUAUGUUGGAUAUGGACGAAGGGCCUGAAGACCUGGCACAACGUCUUCAUCAACGUAUCAGACGGUUUAUAUUGAAAGUGGAGACCAAAGAUGGUGAAGAAGUUGAAGAUAAUGUACUAGAAAAAGUGAAUGCGGAUAACAGUAUUGCAACGGAUGUAUCGGAUAAAAUGGAUAUUGAGGAUGGACAGGUCAAAAAUGACAGUACAGUUGUUGGAGAUACAUUAAAUAAGUUUGGCUUUGCACCAAAAAGAUUGAUAAACAACGGCUAUACAAAAUACUUAGCGAAACGGAUCGCACAAGAAGAGACACUGCGGACAAUGUUAAUCUCCAUUCUGAGAGCUUCUGUAUACUCCGAUUUGAGUGAAGAUGCAUGGUUAUUCUUUAGAAAUAUAUGCCGUCAUUUUAUGCUAUUACACAUAGGCGAGGUUAUCGAUGGCAAAGAAAAAGCAGCCAAGCCAGUGGUCGACAUGAUGGAUGAAAGAUUAGCAGAUCAAUAUUUUCAUGCUACUGUACUCGUUGAUGCAAUUGUUAAAACACUCACUUCUGGGGAUGCCAAGUUACGAUCACGCGCAGAGCAAUCGAUAUUGUUUUGCUUCGAGAUUGUCGCUAAAGCCUUGGGUUGUAAAAAUCAUAUAUCUCAAUUGCCCAUUUUUCGUGUCUUUGCAUCUCAAUUUUGUUCGUGCUGCUAUAAAUCUGAAUGGUUCACCAAACGUGGUGGUUGCCAAGGAAUCUCUAUUAUCACUUCUCAACUCGAAAUGGGCACUCAAUGGAUGCGUGAUCAUGAAUUGGAUUUUAUUCGGUCCUUAUUAUUUGUACUAAAGGAUGUCCAACCUGGAAUGUCAAAUAUUAACAAUGCUGAAGCUACACAAACUCUAUCACAUGUUCUCAAAGUCUGCAAUCGACCAGAUGAUAGUGAGCUACCAGAAGCUCAGAAGAAAUUUCAAAAUCUUAUCGCACUUCUAUUGAGUGAAUUGUCGAAUUCAAAUAGUGUUGUGCGUGAAACUAUACAAUCGUCAUUUCAAUUGUUGGCAGAUCUCACCGGUAACGAGGUUACAGAGAUACUAGCACCUGUAAGAGAGCGUUUACUUGCUCCUAUUUUCGCAAAACCCCUACGUGCUCUUCCUUUUGCAAUGCAGAUUGGUAAUAUUGAUGCUAUCACCUAUUGUUUGACUCUGCGGCCGCCUUUUUUGGAAUUCAAUGACGAGUUAAUACGUCUCCUGCACGAAGCCUUGGCGUUAGCUGAUGCUGAGGAUCAGGCUCUGGUUAGCCGUAGUUCACAAUACAAGAAUGCGUCAUCAUUGAUGAACCUUCGCAUCGUAUGCAUUCGACUUUUAUCAGCUGCCAUGGCGUGUUCUGAAUUCUUAAACCAGAGACAAUCGCACACUCCGACGCGUAUCAUUCAAGUCUUCUUCAAAUCCUUAUACUCCAAAUCACCAGAGGUAGUCGAAGCCGCACAUCGUGGAUUGAAGCAAGUCUUAUCACUUCAAAUUAAAUUGCCCAAAGAGCUGCUACAACAGGGCCUUCGUCCCAUUUUAACAACUCUAUCGAAUCAUAAAACUCUGAGUGUUGCCGGUCUUGAAGGGUUAGCACGGUUAUUAGAAUUGCUUACAAGCUACUUUAAGGUGGAGAUAGGCAAAAAGCUAUUAGAUCACCUAAAACUUUGGGCAGAUCCAACGGUACUUCAACAAGCUGCUAACCAAAACUUGAGCGAUAAUUAUGAAGUCAAAAUCAUCGUUGCUAUAUUGAAUAUCUUCCAUUUACUUCCUGCUGCUGCUCAUAUCUUUUUGGACGAAAUUGUUACUAUAGUCUUGGAUAUGGAAAGUUAUUUACGUCGCUCAAUAUCAAGUCCUUUCCGUUCUAAAUUGUUCAAAUAUUUGAAUAGAUAUCCAGCUGAAACCGUUACAUAUUUUUUCGAACGCUUAGAUCAGCCACGUUUCAAUCACUUACUGAUUGAUACUAUUAGCAAUGAAAGCUCGGUCGAAGUACGUGCCGAAAUAGCAAAAAGGCCUGCACAGUUGAUAGAAAAGUCACUAGCAAAAAUUGAUGAUUACAAUCUACGUUACCAAGGAAUAAUGAUAGUAAAACAGGUUGUCAAAUAUGAUGCCGAAUGGCUUAGUAGUCAGCCAGAGAUUUUAGAAAACUUAUUGAAGUUAUGGCGUUACCCUGGCCGGUUUGAUGCAAUGAAAAAGGAUGAUGACGAAGGUCAUCAAAUGUACCGAGAAACUUUAUGCUUGUCACAUAUUUUCAUACUUUAUCUAAAGCUUAACCCUGACAACAUCGAACUCAUCUUUGAUCUUGCAACAUUGUUCGCGCAAGAAACCGUCAUGGAUCUAUCAUACCUGCGCGAAUUUUUCUUGGUUGAUGUAGCUUUACGCUAUCCACCCGAAAAAAAGAAGCUUAUAGUGGGCCAUUUUUUGCAACAAUUCAAUGAUGCUUCUGUUACUAGCUACUCUCGAAUGAUGAUUUUACGUCAUAUUAUCAACCCUGCAAUAUUGGUAUCAAUGCUUCGAAAGAAUGAAGAGAUUACAGAUUUGCUGAGCCAAGAUAUUAUGGAGCAGUUGAAUUCAAAGAUUUGGGCACGUUUAAAUGCCGUCUCAAAUGCAGAGAAUGACCAGUAUGCCGAAGAUUCACUUCGUAUUGAAUUGUUGCAACUGACAUCAAUGAUUGUGCAGCAUUCACCAAGACUACUGACAGAUUUGAGGAAAGAGGUUAUAAAAUUUGGCUGGCACUAUUUGAGGCUUGAAGAUGCAACAUGUAAGCAAGCAGCUUAUGUACUAAUCGCCCACUUUAUUACAGCCUUUGAGACUCCAAGCAAAAUUGUUAUUCAAAUGUAUGCUGCUCUUCUUCGUGCGCAUCUUUCAGAAGCGCGUACAUUGGUUAAGCAAGGUUUAGACAUUAUUGCACCCGUUCUGCCCAAGCGUGUACCAUUAUUGAACAACGAAAGGAUUCCUACUUGGGUUCGACUUACACGCAAAGUAAUAGUAGAAGAUACUCAUAGUAUUUCGCAAAUUGUCAAUGUGUAUCAACUCUUAGUUCGACAGUCUGAUUUAUUCUUUGACUAUCGUGAGCACUUUUUGCCACAAAUUGUAAACACCUUACCCAAACUGGGAUUGCCAAAUGCCACACCUGAAAAUAAGUUACUUACUGUCGAAUUGGCUGAAUUGUUGUUGAAUUGGGAACAGAAACGUUUACAAUCUAUGGAAACUUCGGAAGAUGAUAUUGUUACGCUUCCGUCUGGCAAAAGAUUAACAGCAUUUACAGCUGAAUCAACAAAGAAAAAGCAAAAGACCGAAGGAUCAGUUAACGAAAGAAAUAUUACCAACGCUCAGGUCUCUGUAAAAGUUGCUAGUGGCGCAAACCAUAACAAAGUGUACAUUCCUUCUCUAGGAUUACGGGAGAAUGUGAUAGGUUACCUGGUUAGACUUGCCUGCAGUGUCUAUAAUCCAUCAGAUGUUAUACAACGAAAGCUAGUUCAGCGUGUGAUUACUUUAAUACGGAACUUUUUGGAUCCUUCUAUUUGGCCUGACGUCCACGUCAAGUUUACCCAUUUGGAGAGAGCAUUAACUUUUAAAGAAAUCAAUGAGAUCUCGCUGCCUGCCUUUUGUAGUGCCUUGGAAAUUUUAGCGAUUGAUAUUGCUCACAAACCGGUGGAAUGGUUUACGUUGAAUAUGAGUCAAAUUUUCAGAUUGCUUGAAAACAGUAUCAAGAGCGAUAAUAUUCGUAUUCAGACAACCUUACAGCCAGUUUUAUCGCGAGUGUUCCUUGCCAUUAACCAAUCAGUAAACAAUGAAAGCCCUGAAGAAGUACAGCAUCCCGAUGUCGCUGCCUUUUGCUCGUUGGUUGAUUCAGCAAUAACUGAUGGUUUAACCAACGCAAAUAAUGCCUACACUGUUCUUCAGCUUUUACAAGCUUGUAGCUCUGGACGUAGUGAACAACUGGAUCCUUUUAUUCCAGGCAUGGUCAAAAUGCUGCAAAAGCUUACGAAAGAGCAUCUAUCUGCUGCUCAUUCAGUUACAAGUAACAGCGAAACUCCAGUUAACUUAUUGAAAUCUAUCCUUGAUCUUCUUAAGAGGAGAAUAUCUUACCUUGGUGACCAACGCCGCGUAUAUUUGUCAUGCCUCAACCAGAUAAUUGAAAAAUCCUCUGAUAUUGAUCUGCUUCGUAGCAUUUUAGAUACGUUAAAAGACUGGAUAUUAAAUAGAAAGGAAGCAUUCCCUACAAUAAUAGAAAAAGCUGGACUGCUAGCUAAGAUGAUGAAUUUUGAGAGCCGAGACAACAAGCAACUUACUGAGGAGUACUUGGACUUGAUACUUAAAAUUUAUAGCAAUCCAUCCUUUUCCAGAACAGAGUUAACUGUUAGAUUAGAGCAAGCAUUUUUGAUGGGUACCAGAAAUGAAAAUCCUACUAUACGCCACCAAUUUAUGCGUGUGUUUGAUCGCAGCAUUAAUCGAACUGUUUAUACCCGGCUCAACUACAUACUCGGUGUGCAAAAUUGGGAAUCCUUAUCGAGUACUUUUUGGAUACACCAAGCGUUGGAUUUGCUAUUGGGCUCUGUAAAGAUACAACCGUCUAUUACAGCACCUCAUGCAUUGAAAAUCAGAUCAAUCGGAAGUAUAGGAGGCACUAUGGUUUCUGCUGAAAGUGAUCUUCCUGUUGACAUUUCUGAGCUUAUUCAACAACACCAGUCAUUUUUGAAAGAGUUGAAGAGCUAUGAUGUAAAUAUUAUUAUCGACAACACUCGCUCUCUACAAUAUAUGAACGAUGAUACGGCCUACAGAUUAUGGAUCAGUUUAUUUCCAUUGUGCUGGGAUGCACUGUCAGCUAUUGAAAGACAUGAUAUGGCUAAGCUUUUUAUAUAUUUAUUAGCGAAAGAUUUUCACAACAAACAAGUCGAAUUGCGUCCAAACGUGAUACAAGCAUUGUUAAGUGGUAUUGCCAAGAUUACUAAUGAAUUUAGGCUACCGCCUCAUUUGUUACAGCAUCUGGGUAAGACCCAUAAUGCUUGGCAUACUGCAAUUGAGAUUUUGCAAAGGAAUUUGAAUACAACAGUCAGCAGUGAAAAGCCAAAAGACGAUGUCGAUAAUAAUGAGCGAACUUUGGAUGCUUUGGCUGAAUUAUUUACAUCUUUGGAGGAACACGAUAUGCUAUAUGGUUUAUGGAAGCGACGUAGCACGUAUGGCGAAACUGCUGUUGCUAUCUCCUAUGAACAGAGCGAAUUGUGGUCUGAAGCUCAACUAAUGUAUGAAAAUGCACAAAUUAAGGCGCGUAGUGGUGUUUCACCUUUCACAGAGUCCGAGUAUAGUCUGUGGGAAGACCAUUGGGUAUUGUGUGCUCAAAAGCUCCAGCAAUGGGAUAUACUUUUAGAUUUGGCGAAAAAUGAGAAUAACACAUCAUUAUUUUUGGAGUGCGCUUGGAGACAGAAAGAUUGGAUUGCCGAACACGAGUCAUUGGAACACGCAGUUGCACAGUUAACUACCAAACCUUCGCCUCGCCUAAAAGCAAUGGAAGCGUUUUUAGCACUCAUCAGAUCACAGUCUUCCAAUGAUAAAUUUACUGAUUUCACGCGUAUCAGUGAAGAAGGCAUUCAAUUGACGCUGCAGCAAUGGUUUAGCUUACCUCAAAUCGUUUCCCAAAGCCAUGUGCCGCUCUUACACAUGUUCCAGCAAUAUUAUGAGCUGCAUGAAGCAAGCCAAUUAUUACUGAGUUUGCAAAACACGAAUGCUCAAAAUUUCCCUCAGCGCUCGAAUGAACUACGAAGUGUACUUGUAACUUGGCGUGGGCGUCUGCCAAAUAUGUGGGAUGACAUAAAUGUAUGGAGCGAGCUUGUUUCUUGGAGGCAACACAUAUUCGACGCUAUAAAUCAUGCCUAUCGACCGUUUAUUCCCUUAUUGACCGCUCAAGACAGGGCGCCUCUGGCAUAUCGCGGAUAUCAAGAAAAUGCCUGGUUGAUAAAUCAAUUCGCACAUGUCGCAAGAAAACACCAACUGAAUGACUUUUGUGCUAUUCAACUUAACAAGAUUUAUACUUUACCAAACAUGGAAAUUCAAGAGGUUUUUGUAAGAUUGCGUGAAUAUGCAAAAUACUGCUGUCAAAUUCCAAGCGAACUACCUGCAGGAUUAGAACUUGUUUCCAGUACGAACACCAAAUUCUUCACUGUUCCCCAACAAGCAGACAUAUUCACUUUGAAAGGCCAGUUUCUAACAAAAAUGAAGCGGUACAGUGAAGCCAACGAAGCAUUUGUCAACGCUGUUCAACUUGAUUUAUCAUUACCCAGAGCCUGGGCCGAAUGGGGUUUCUACAAUGAUUUCCGUUUCAAAGAGAACCCAAAGGAACUAAGUUGGGCAAAUAAUGCUGUUAGUUGUUAUUUGCAAGCUGCAGGCAUUUAUAAAAAUGCAAAAGCUCGAACCUAUCUCUUGCGAGUGUUAUGGCUACUGAGUCUAGAUGAUGAAGAAGGUACUGUAUCACGUGCGUUUGAUUGUUAUAAAGGAGAAUGGCCUAUUUGGUAUUGGAUUACAUUCAUACCACAACUUUUGAUGGGUCUGCACCAAAGAGAAGCACAACAUGCGCGAAAUAUUCUAAUCCGGAUUGCAAAGCAAUAUCCUCAGGCUCUCCAUUUCCAGCUACGGACAGCAAAAGAAGACAUGGCGAAACGCUUAAAUGCAACUUUUGCCACUAAACAAACUGUAGACACCAAUAGCAGUUCUGCGAACUCCUCGAAUGAAGUGAAAGAAGAUGCCAGUAAAGAGGCUGGUGAGGACACUCUAAAUGAUGAAGUUAAGGAGGAAAAGGAUAAUAUUGAUGAAACACCACUCGCAAAGGAAACGGAAGGCUAUAAUGUGAACGACGAAGCUACCAACGAAAACACUGAGUCUGAAAUUGACCAGAAUAAAACGGAACCACUUGCAAUCAAGCAAGAAUAUGAUAAGAACCUGAAAUCAUCCACAGUGGUUCAAACAGACCUGGCUUCUGUUAAUCAAUCCAACAUAGCAUCACCAGCAAUCAGGACAGAAGACGUUGGUAAAGAACAACCUGUUAUUGAUAAAACCUCCAACGAGAAUACUGCAUCUGGUGGAGAUCAAAAAGGAACCCCAGCAGCAACAAGUUCGAUAGCACAUCCUUUAGAUGAAAUCAUGGCCAUGUUGAAGACCGGAUACCCUUUGUUAGCUUUGUCUAUGGAAACUAUGGUUGAUCAAAUCCAAUUAAAAUUCAAGCCUCAGGCUGAUGAAGAAAUGUACCGCCUCGUCGUUGCUUUAUAUAAUGAAGGUGUUGAGCAAUUACUUUCUCGUAUGAAAGACCGUAGUGAUCCGCUUGAACUAAGCAAUAGUACCGUUAAUAGCAUUGCUCGUUUCGCCAAUAGUCUGUAUCCUGGCUAUAUGAAGGCAGCAUUUGUACAUGAUUUUGUUAACAGCAAAUUAGGAUUAGAAGGGUACAUAGCGAAAUUAAGGCUUUGGCGGGACAAAUUUGAAGCUGUGUUGGAUGCUCGUCCGCGUAAACAGAAGCUAGAAUCUUCCAGUCAUUAUCUCGUAGAGUUUCAACACCAAAAGUUCGAUGAUGUGGAGAUCCCUGGUCAAUAUCUAUUGCUCAAAGAUAAUGCAAAUGAUUUCCUCCGUAUCGACCGAUUUCUGCCAGAGGUUGAAAUAGUUCGAAAUUACGGUAAUUGCUAUCGCCGCUUAACUAUACGAGGUCAUGACGGUAGUCUUCAUCCAUUUGUCAUUCAGAAUCCAGCUGCGAGACAGUUUCGCCGUGAAGAGAGAUUGAUGCAGCUGUUCCGUUUACUGAAUAGGAUUUUAGAGCGAAAGAUAGUUAGUCGCAAACGUAAUCUUCAAUUCCACUUGCCUGUGAUUGUUCCUCUGGCACCAAAUGUGCGUAUGGUUGAGGACGAUUUGUCUUAUUGCACCUUGUACGAUGUGUAUGAAGAUUAUUGCGAUAGUAUUGAUAUGCACAAGGACGAUCCGCUUGCAUACUUUGUUGACAAACUUAAAAUGGAAGGCGAUCGUAAUAUCACCGAUGAAGCGAAGGAAACUGAAUUACUGAAUUCGAGAAUUGAGAUUAAUGAAAAAAUAUCAAAGCAGCUUGUUCCUUCUGAUAUAUUGAGCCAGGUAAGUAACGAUGGUGAAAUGAUUAACAAAAUGAAAACUGAUGAACAAAACUGCCUGUGUAGUAUCUCAAAAGAACAAUGAGUUCAUUCUCGGAUUAUUGGAUGCACCGCAAACGG
Mycotypha africana is the source of this 11279-nucleotide messenger RNA. RefSeq lists its product as uncharacterized. Gene Ontology annotation, biological process: regulation of DNA-templated transcription; DNA repair. The record is from RefSeq and is a predicted model, not a curated record. Gene Ontology annotation, molecular function: transcription coregulator activity; protein binding. The coding region runs from base 91 to 11244 and encodes 3717 amino acids. The transcript has 10 exons. NCBI's taxonomy places the organism in Eukaryota, Fungi, Mucoromycota, Mucoromycetes, Mucorales, Mycotyphaceae. Gene Ontology annotation, cellular component: nucleus; NuA4 histone acetyltransferase complex; SAGA complex.